AUGUUUGAACUUGGUUUUGUAACAAUUCCAAUCACCCAUAUUCUCGUCAUGCUCAGCCGAUUUCGCUCCUCUGACUACUUCUGGGCUCCUGUCACUUACGUUAUCUUCGUUAUAGUAAUACUUAUUUCAUACUUUCAUAUGCAUCACGAGAAAAAGCUUGAAGGAGUUGAAGAAACUUACACCAUAGCAUGGGAAGAAAAAACUAGAAAUAUUGCGAAAAUCAUCCAGAAUCGUAUUUAUGUCAAGGAUCAAAAGACUAAAUUUCGAGCCUCUCAUCUUGCGCAAAUUCAUCACCUUCAGUCGAUUCCUGGAAAUCAACAUCCUAAGAGUAUGGGGAACAUGCGUCAUGAGAUGACUCAUAAUCUCCGGAGCUAUAUCAACGGUAUUCCUCUGGGCUGUACACCAUUACUACCACCAUCCCUCUUCUCUCCACGAAUCGACGGAUUAUUUGGUAUUAGUUUGUAA
Sclerotinia sclerotiorum 1980 UF-70 is the source of this 465-nucleotide messenger RNA. RefSeq lists its product with no specific name. The coding region runs from base 1 to 465 and encodes 154 amino acids. The record is from RefSeq and is a predicted model, not a curated record. The transcript is spliced from 4 exons. NCBI's taxonomy places the organism in Eukaryota, Fungi, Ascomycota, Leotiomycetes, Helotiales, Sclerotiniaceae.